AUGAAGAGGCUUUUUUCAUUUAAAUCUCUGGGGUCAAGGGAUGCAAGUGGCACUUCUCUACAAACACCUCCUUCAUGUUCUGACAAGAAGUUGGGAUGCAGUGAGAAGGCCUGUGAUUGUUCUCUGACUGUAAAAGACAUUGCGAAAGAUCCCAGUCGAUAUCCAGAAAAUGAAGACUCACCUCGAGUACUUGUUCGAAGAAGCCAUUCGUUUUCUUUCGGUGCCAUGAACGACGACUUCAGAGAGGGGAACCUUGUUUCUUUGAGUGAUCUGUGCAGACCAGUCGCCAGUUGUGGCAACUCACCACAUCAAGCAUCUAGUUGCCAAGUGCACUGCCAUCGACCUUUGCGUUCCCAUGCUGUUCAUAAACAGGGUUCUCCUGGGUCUUCAAAGAAUCCUGAAGUUUCAUCGGAAAAUUCUUCUUGCUGCUCUCCGAUUUUGUCAAGAUGCAAUGUGUCUCAACAAUCGCGAUUCCAAGAAAGGAAUGAAUUUCUUGACCAGCACUCUGAUGGAGGUAAUCAGGAAGUUAAAGCGGGGAGACAAACUGAAAAAUGCUUGUCUGAAUCUGGAAUCCAUUUCUCCGAAGAUAAUAGAGCAUAUCAAAGUGCAGUAAGGUUGCACGAUGUCCAAUCUACAGCACUCUCUUCAAUUAUGUACAAUAAAGAGGAUGUAAGAACUUACUCAUUGAGGGAGGUGAAUGAUUCCUUUCAUGACUCUUCCAAACAAAAUUGCAUGAGAGGUGAUUCUGGUCUUGCAUCCUCGUGGAGACACACAAAAGAGGGUAACAAGAAAUCGUCGCAUGCAUUUUCUGGAAAAUUAUCCAUGAAUUUCCCAGACUACGACUCCGACAGCAGUGCAACAGUUGAGGAUAUUUACAUGGAUUCUUUUGCUCAGGACCUGGAAAAAUAUGACUGCUUUGUCAAAAAAAGAAUCAUGGACAAUAGCUCUGAUCAACAAGAUACAGAUGAAGAAUUACUUGAGAAAUUGAACGACAUUGAAAAGAUGAUUGAGCUCCUUAGUGAGGAAUAUUUUGACCUCGAAGAACUCAACAAAAGUGAGUCACAUGUGUCUUCGCUCUUCCAAACUAUUAGGGAUAUCCAAGAAGACAGGAAGUAUUUGGCAUUGGACCUCUCAGCACAACUAAAGUGCAGACUUGCAGAAAGAUAUGCUGCAAAAAGGCAUUUAAGGCAAGCCAAAUUAGAGCUGAAAACACUAAGUCGGAGGUUGGAGAGGGAGAAGAUUCAACUUCAAUUUAAUUUAAGGAAAGAACUGGAGAGAAGUUCAAGUGACUGGUCGAUGAAGUUUGAGAUGAUUCAGUUAGAAAAACAGAGGCUACAGGAACAAGUGGUUCAUCUAGCAGAGCAAAAUGCUUCUUAUCAGAGGGAAAUAUCUUCUCUCAAAGGCACUGAUGGUGAUAAUAAAAGUAGGAAAUUGAAUUUAGAAAUGGAAGUAACUAAUUUAACUGCCAACGUGGAGAAACUUGGAGCCGAGAAUAAAAAUCUUGAGAAAGCUUUGCUAGAGAUUAAGGACUGUUUAGAUGCAACCGAAAAGGAACGGGAUUGUAUCGAAAGAUGCUUCAAUGAGAAAGACAGAGAGUACAAAGAGUUGCAAAGACUGGUUGUGCGCUUUGAAAGAACAUGCAAUGAGCAAGAAAGGACUAUUGAUGGCUUGAGGCAAGGUUAUAGUGAUGCUUUUGAGAAUAAUUUGACAGAAAGAAAUGAUCAGUUAAAUCGGUUACAGAUGGAGCAGAUAAGGUUGACAGGUAUUGAACAAAAUUUAAGAAAAGAGUUAAAGACUUGCCGGUAUGAACUGGAGACACUCAGGCAAGAGAACAUUGCCUUAUUGAAUCGUCUACAGGCUGUUGGAAAUGGAGGCCAAUUCUCAUCAAUUAAGCUGGAUCAGGAGCUUCAUGCUCGAGUAGAUUGCUUGCAAACAGACAGUUUGUCCUUAGUGAAUGAUUUUAAUCACUUCAAUGACAACCUAUUAGAACUCCUUAGGGGCAAACAAUUUGAACAUGGUUAUCCUUUUGUCGAAUAUAGAAUUAGAAGCCAGAGUUUACGUGCAAGACAUGAAUAUUUAAGAACAAGCCUACAAACUAUCGUGGGAGUUCUGGAUGAGAAGUCAGAUUUAUAUGCAAUGGUAUGCCAGUCACAAAGCUCAGAAGGUGACAUGCCCAAGCAGCCAAAGGAUGAAUUAGAAAUCAGAUUGAAGUCAGAGGUCAUUUUGACUAGAUUACUAAGGGAGAGGCUGCACUCAAAUGCACUGGAAAUCGAGCGACUGGAAGCAGAUUUGGCUUCUUCAAUAAGGCUUCAUGAUGUCCUCCAGACAGAGAUUCAGAGGAUGCAGGAUGAAGUCUCCUGUCUCUCCCACAAGACAACUAAUAUGGAGCUCAAGUUGAUGCAGAAAGAUGAACGGAUCAAACAGCUUGAGAAUGACCAUCAAGAGUGCACAAAAGAACUAACCGCUGCCCGGAAUAUGUUAUUGAAGGUAACCGAGGAGAGAAACCAUAUGUGGGAGGAAGUAAAGAGUUCAAAAGAGAGCAUUAUGCAUCUUAAUUAUGAAGUUUGUUCUCUACAAAAGAAGAUUGAGGAACUUGACGAAAACAUUCUUACAAAGGAGGGCCAAAUCUCUAUCUUGAGAGAUAGCCUUUCAAAGCCAUUUGACAUCACCUGUAGUCCUAGAACAGUGAAAGAAUUUUCACUGGAAUGAGCAGAAUUCUAGGUUUUUCUACAAGAAGGCCCAGAUCGUUGCUGACGAGGAAGGAAGGCCAGUUGGCAUGGAGGUAGGAUUUGCUGGAGAUCCAGGUGCUGACCUCCCACCAGAGGCAACUAUCAAUUCAGGGCGUACCCGAUUUGCUGCUCCUAGAUGUGGGGGAAGAAGAUCGCCUAUCAAGGUCGAAAGGAACCAAGAUCGGUGGCAUGCGUACCGGAAGAGGCCGAAAAGAUGUGGGAUAAGCCGCCGAUGAUAGAUUUUUGAGAGUCUGCGGUUACAAAGGAGGAGGAGGACGACGAGGGAGUGACCACAGCGGCGCGAGGGUUGAGAUUGAGAUCCAAGUCGGCGGAGGCAGCGAUCUAGCAGAAGUGGGGGGCGGUGGAGCAGACUGAUCAUCGCGAACGGUGAAGGAAGUCGAUUCUGGGUGGCGGGGACGAUCAAUGCGGGCGAUGGAGCUUUGUUGCUUCGACGGCUGCAGAAGAUAACAGAUCCGAGGAGCUCCGUUGCUUCGACGACUGCAGAAGGUGGCAGAUCUGAGGAGCUCUGUUGCUUCGACGACUGCUCAGCGCUUCUAUCUGCGAAUGCGAUG
Zingiber officinale is the source of this 3301-nucleotide messenger RNA. Its product is annotated as CAP-Gly domain-containing linker protein 1-like. The record is from RefSeq and is a predicted model, not a curated record. The transcript is spliced from 5 exons. Bases 1 to 2709 code for a protein of 902 amino acids. NCBI's taxonomy places the organism in Eukaryota, Viridiplantae, Streptophyta, Magnoliopsida, Zingiberales, Zingiberaceae.